Protobothrops mucrosquamatus (brown spotted pit viper) is the source of this 3623-nucleotide messenger RNA. RefSeq names its product diacylglycerol kinase eta (gene DGKH). NCBI's taxonomy places the organism in Eukaryota, Metazoa, Chordata, Lepidosauria, Squamata, Viperidae. Gene Ontology annotation, molecular function: ATP-dependent diacylglycerol kinase activity; protein binding. Gene Ontology annotation, biological process: intracellular signal transduction; lipid phosphorylation; diacylglycerol metabolic process. The record is from RefSeq and is a predicted model, not a curated record. The transcript has 30 exons.
AUGGCCGGGGCCGAGGCCGGGCUGAGCGCAGGCGGGCUCCGGGAGCAGCCGCCGGGGGACCCCGGGGGCGCCUUCCUGGCUCCCGCCACCCCCGCCGAAGAGUCGUCGGACAGCGAAGGCGAGCCCGAGGGACCGCAGAAACUCAUCCGCAAAGUCUCCACCUCGGGCCAGAUCCGGAGCAAGACCAGUAUAAGAGAAGGUCUGCUGUUGAAACAAACCAGCUCUUUUCAGAGAUGGAAAAGACGCUACUUCAAACUCCGGGGCCGAACCCUUUAUUAUGCCAAGAAUUCCAAGGCCAGGGCAAUUUGCAAUCCUAACCUAAGCGAUCCUUUUCAGAUAAUCACCCCAUUCAGGAGACUGAUAUUGUGUGCAGAGAACAGAAAAGAGAUGGAAGACUGGAUUACUUCGCUGAAGUCGGUCCAGUCCCGGGAACAUUACGAGGCGGCCCAGUUUAACGUGGAACACUUUUCAGGGAUGCACAACUGGUAUGCCUGUUCCCACGCGAGGCCCACGUUUUGCAACGUCUGCCGCGAAAGCCUCUCCGGAGUAACUUCCCACGGUUUGUCUUGCGAAGUAUGCAAGUUCAAGGCUCACAAAAGGUGUGCCGUUCGGGCCAUAAAUAAUUGCAAAUGGACAACGUUGACUUCAAUUGGAAGAGAUAUCAUUGAGGAUGAAGAUGGUGUAGCCAUGCCUCAUCAGUGGCUAGAAGGCAACCUUCCGGUCAGCGCCAGAUGUGCUGUGUGUGACAAAACCUGCGGCAGUGUUCUCCGCCUGCAAGAUUGGAAGUGCCUUUGGUGCAAGACAAUGGUGCAUACAGCUUGCAGAGACUCGUAUCCGCGCAAGUGUCCGCUGGGCCAGUGCAAAGUCUCAAUUAUUCCACCCACGGCACUGAACAGCAUAGAUUCGGACGGUUUCUGGAAAGCUACCUGUCCACCCACGUGCGCCAGUCCUCUGUUGGUUUUUGUGAAUUCGAAGAGCGGAGACAAUCAGGGCGUGAAAUUCCUUCGGCGCUUCAAGCAGUCGCUAAACCCAGCUCAGGUCUUCGAUUUAAUGAACGGGGGGCCUCAUUUAGGUUUGCGGUUAUUUCAGAAGUUUGACAAUUUUCGAAUCCUGGUGUGUGGAGGAGAUGGCAGCGUUGGCUGGGUGUUGUCUGAAAUUGAUAAGCUUAACCUACACAAACAGUGUCAUUUGGGAGUGUUGCCACUUGGGACGGGAAAUGACCUUGCCCGGGUCCUCGGCUGGGGGGGUUCCUGCGACGAUGACACACAACUGCCUCAAAUCUUAGAAAAGUUGGAACGAGCCAGCACCAAAAUGUUAGACAGGUGGAGCAUCAUGUCGUACGAACUGAGGUUGCCCCCCAAGCGAUGCAUCCUUCCAAGUACUCCUGAAGAAGACUCUGAAGAUUGCCAGAUGUCCAUGUACGAGGAUUCAGUUGCAACACAUCUGACAAAGAUCCUUGAUUCGGAUCAGCACUCCGUUGUUAUAUCGUCUGCCAAGAUCUUGUGUGAAACCGUCAAAGGAUUUGUGGCCAAAAUAGGAAAGACUUCUGAGAGACCAGUGGGAAACGCAGAAACGGACGCCAUGGCUCUUAAAUGCUCAGAGCUGAACGAGAAGUUGAGUCUACUGCUCCAGGCUCUCCAGGCUGAAACCCAGGUUAGUCCGAGCUUUUCCCACAUGGCUACCACCCCCAUCACAGAGGAAGAACCGGACGAGUCAUCGAGCGAGGAAUCUUUGUCGGACGCCAAAGAGCCGUUGACCGAGAACAACGUGGCUUCUCCGACGCAACAGAUGUUCAAGUCCCGAGAACAGCUGAUGCUAAGGGCCAACAGUUUAAAGAAAGCUCUGAGACAGAUCAUUGAGCGAGCAGAAAAAGUUGUGGAUGAACAGAACGCACACAGUGAAGAUCAAAUAAACCAGGCCACCAUGGAGUAUAAUAAGGAAUUAGACGAGACGAAGGAAGAAAAAGACGAAGACACAAAAGAAUAUGAACCCCACUCGAAAGGAGAGAGAAAUUGCCUCAAAUCCUUCACACGCUGAUUCUUUUUUUCAGUCCCGGUCGGUGUUGCCAGCAAGGAAAAUCUUCCAGUCCUGAACACCAGAAUAAUUUGCCCAGGUCUAAGAGCUGGCCUGGCUGCCUCUAUCGCAGGAAGUUCCAUUAUCAGCAAAAUGUUUCUAGCCAAUAUCGAUCCAUACGGCGCUACCCCUUUUAUCGAUCCUGACCCAGAAUCACUGGAAGGCUAUUCAGAGAAGUGCGUCAUGAACAAUUAUUUUGGCAUCGGAUUAGAUGCGAAGAUUUCAUUAGAGUUUAACAAUAAACGGGAAGUGCAUCCUGAGAAAUGCAGAAGUAGGACGAAGAACAUGAUGUGGUACGGAGUGCUCGGUACUAAAGAAUUGUUACAACGGACUUACAAAAACCUGGAGCAGAAAGUUCAACUCGAGUGCGAUGGACAAUAUAUCCCUCUUCCAAGCCUUCAAGGCAUAGCUGUUUUGAACAUCCCAAGCUAUGCUGGUGGAACAAAUUUCUGGGGUGGAACGAAAGAAGAUGACAUCUUCGGGGCGCCAUCGUUCGAUGACAAAAUCUUGGAGGUGGUGGCCGUCUUCGGCAGCAUGCAGAUGGCCGUCUCCCGGGUGAUCAAGCUCCAACAUCAUAGAAUAGCCCAGUGCCGGGCGGUGAAGAUCACCAUACUUGGGGAUGAAGGAGUGCCCGUGCAAGUGGAUGGCGAAGCUUGGAUUCAGCCCCCGGGCAUCAUUAAAAUCGUGCACAAAAAUCGAGCACAGAUGCUAACGCGCGACCGAGCCUUCGAAAGCACGUUAAAAUCCUGGGAAGACAAACAGAAGUGCGAUUCUUGCAAACCCGGGUUACGGUCCCCGUUGUACCCGCACCAGGCGGUGGAACUGGCUUCGGAAGAAGAGACGGUGCAGAUCCAGGCUUGUUCUCAGGCGGCGGAAGAGCUGAUUGCCAGGAUCUGUGAAGCUGCCAAAGCUCAUAGUCUCUUGGAACAAGAGCUAGCUCACGCUGUGAACGCCUGCUCUCAUGCUUUAGCCAAAGCCGGUCCGAAAUUCCCUGAGAGCCUUACUAGAAACACCGCCUUGGAAAUCGCUGCCACCGUGAAGGCGUUACAUGACGAAACAGAAUCCUUGCUGGUUGGAAAAGUCUCGUUGCAAUUGGAAUCUCCUUGUGAGGAGUUGCUGAUCUCAGCGGUGCACAAUUUGGAGACUGAACUGAGAAAGUUGGCUGAAAUUCCCUGGCUCUGCUAUAUUCUACAGAUGAACGAUGACGAGGAUCCUCCUUUGGAGUACUGUAAAAGAAACAGCCGCAGUACCGUCUUUCGUAUAGUGCCAAAGUUUAAAAAGGAAAAGGUUCAAAAACAGAAGACCAACACCCAGCCCGUUCAGAAAUGGGGCACGGAGGAAGUAGCGGCUUGGCUGGACCUGCUGAGUUUGGGAGAGUACAAAGACACCUUCGUCAGCCACGACAUCCGAGGCGCUGAGCUUUUGCACCUGGAGAGGCGAGACCUGAAGGACCUGGGGAUAACGAAAGUGGGUCAUAUGAAGCGAAUUCUUCAGGGAAUUAAAGAAUUCAGCCGGAGUCCACCGUUAGCGGAACUGUAACCGUGCCAGCU